AUGAAGCGCGAACAUCUACUCUGGCUUGCGGCUUCAACGGCAGGCGCUUCUCCGCUGCUACAGUUUGGCCAAGGCUCCACAUUUGACUACAAUGGUCUGCGGUUCGGAGCCGACAAGAAGUUCUCGAUCACUAUGUUCAGUGACAUGCACUUCGGGGAACCCGCAUGGGUUGGCGCAGGCAAAGGACCCGAAGCUGACAAGAAAACCAUUGGUGUCAUGAACUCGGUCUUGGACAAUGAGCACUCGAAUCUGGUUGUUCUGAAUGGUGACCUCACAUCCUGCGAAUUUGUGGCACCAGAGAACAUGACUGCACUCAUCGAUCAAGUCACCGCUCCACUUGUCGACCGCAACAUGCCAUUCGCCGCGACGUUUGGCAACCACGACAUGUCUAAGACUUGCAGUACACGCCUCAUGUUGGAGCAUAUGACGAACAACAUCAAAGGCAAGAACGAAAAGACACUGUCCUUCACCAAGUCCUCAGUCGCUGGUCCAUAUGAAGAAGUCGGGUCGAGCAACUACUACAUCCCGGUCUACGCUUCCAGUGGUGGUGGCAACCCGCAGCUGUCACUCAUGCUCUACUUCUUUGAUAGCAAGGGCGGUCGGGACUUCCAAAAGACCGAUGCUAACGGACAGGAUGUUUCCGUGCCAGGUUGGGUGGAUGACAAGGUAACCUCAUGGUUCCAUCUAACGCGCAAAGCGAUUCAGCAGCGUGAAGGUCGCGUCAUCCCCAGUCUCGCCUUUGUCCAUAUCCCACCUCAUGCUACGAGAGCAUAUCAGAAGAAUGGCCACAACCCCAAGUUGGCUCCGGGUAUCAACGAGGAAUUGAUUGGUCACCAGGGCGAUGUUUGCGACAGCAACAACAAAUGCAACUAUGCCGGCACCGACACACCAUUCAUGCAAGCGCUUGUCGAGACUGAGGGGCUGAUGGGUGUCUUCUCCGGCCACGAUCAUGGUGUAGACUGGUGCAUGAAGUGGUCAAAAGAUCUGUCCGGCAACUCACCUGCAAACGGUAAUGGUCUUAACUUUUGCUUCAAUCGUCACACCGGUUACGGAGGAUAUUCAGAAUGGACUCGUGGAGGUCGACAAAUCACCAUUGACGAAACGAAGCUUGGCGAGAACGUUCUGGAUACCUGGAUCAGGCUCGAAGAUGGCAGCGUGUCAGGCCGAGUCACUCUCAACGCCACCUAUGGCACGGAUGUGUAUCCCGUUGUCACCAGCUCCAAGAGCACUAGCUUGUAG
Boeremia exigua is the source of this 1239-nucleotide messenger RNA. Its product is annotated as Metallo-dependent phosphatase-like protein. NCBI's taxonomy places the organism in Eukaryota, Fungi, Ascomycota, Dothideomycetes, Pleosporales, Didymellaceae. Gene Ontology annotation, cellular component: cytoplasm. Gene Ontology annotation, molecular function: hydrolase activity, acting on ester bonds. The transcript has 4 exons. The record is from RefSeq and is a predicted model, not a curated record. The coding region runs from base 1 to 1239 and encodes 412 amino acids.